Messenger RNA from Oncorhynchus gorbuscha (pink salmon), 1911 nucleotides. RefSeq names its product SUN domain-containing protein 1-like. The coding region runs from base 176 to 1798 and encodes 540 amino acids. The transcript is spliced from 16 exons. Gene Ontology annotation, cellular component: nuclear envelope; meiotic nuclear membrane microtubule tethering complex. The record is from RefSeq and is a predicted model, not a curated record. Gene Ontology annotation, molecular function: protein-membrane adaptor activity. Lineage: Eukaryota; Metazoa; Chordata; Actinopteri; Salmoniformes; Salmonidae. Gene Ontology annotation, biological process: nuclear envelope organization.
UAAACUGGGUCCCCCAUUCUAUUUCUAGGGUUCCAUAGACGCAACAUUCUAAACGCGCUGGAAAUUCCAGUGUUUUCCACACACUGGCUCAUUAGCAAAGUUACAUUUUCUGCUGCUACAUCUGAGUUUAAAGAUUGCAAUAAUUACUGUAUGAAUUGGCUAACAAGACUCGGUCAUGUCUAGAAGAAGUGCAAGGCUUCUUAAUGGAGGGUACUAUGACCAGUCCUCUGAUGAUGAAUCCUCUGGCUCCAUUGUCUCCUACAAGGAAAGCCCUGUGCCUAGGGUAUUCAACAAGAGGAAAAUGAGAACUGGGGGCCAUAAGGGAAUCCAAAAUCCAAAUCGGCCAAUCAACGGCGAUGAAUUAAUUGGCAUGGUGCCAAAAGUGAGGGCUGUCCAGAGAAGGCAGACCUUCCUGUCUCCUACUGUGAUGCCUGUUCCUGUGACCCCUGCUGCCUCUGUGGCCCUGCAGCCCAGCAUGAGCUCCUCCAGCAUUGGCUUCACCAGAAUUGACAGCUCUGGCUACUGCUCUGAUUCUGAGGAGCCACUGAGGGCGAAGCCAUGCUCCAGCGGGAUAGGCACUAGGGCCAGCGCUAGCUGCAGCUGGUCAUGUUUCCCGACUGGUUUGCCAUCCUGGUUUGUCAUCUUCCUCCUGCCUGUUCUCCUGACCUUCCUAUUUGUCUUUCCGAUUGUGUUCCCCACCAUGAACCUCAACCUUCCAAUGAACCGCCCGACUCAACCUGACUCUCCACUCGACCUGACUCCAAAGGCUACGUAUGGAAGUCCUAUCAUGGAUUCAGCUCUCAAAAACAAAAUGGACACCAUCCAGAGAGAGAUUGAGAUCCUUAAACAGAAAGCACACCAGCACCAAGGCAUUUCCCAGCAGAUGGUACAAAGACUGAAUAUAGACAUGAGGGGAGUAAGGAGUGAGAUUAACAACGUCAGAGAGAAAGUGAACAGUGUCUCUAUUUCUGUCUCUGCUGCCGGAGAGCGUCUGGCCCAGGACGCUGCAGAGUUCAGCAGCAAGAUGUCUGAUUUCCAAGAGGAACAAUCCAUUACCACACAGCUGGUCAGAGCCCUGGAGGACACCAGUGAUAUGCUGCAGCAACAGGUGACCUCCAUUCAAAACCAGCCUCCCCCUGCUCCCACACCAGAAAACAUACACAUGACGCCUGCUUUUAAAGAGGCCAUGGAGAAAUGGCUGAGUGACCGACUGGCCCAGAAUGAGAGAUGGGACGUGAAACAGUUGAUAAAGGAUUGCAGUCGUCCAUUGGCGGACCGACUGCCUGACUUUGCCUUGGAGUCUCAAGGUGGCAGUAUUGUAACCAGCAGAUGCUCUGAGACGUAUCAGACCCGUUCGGCCUGCGUGAGCUUCCUGGGGAUUCCCCUGUGGUAUCCUGCAGAGACCCCUCGGACCGUCAUCCAGGGCCAGCAGGUGCUGCCUGGCAAGUGUUGGCCGUUUCCUGGGGCCCAGGGCACUAUGACCAUUGCCCUGUCUCACCCCAUCCACGUGACCCACGUCUCUCUGGAACACCUCUCCACUGCAGUUUCCCCUAAUGGGCGCAUCGACAGCGCCCCCAAGAACUUUGCCGUCAACGGAAUGUCUACUGUCGGCGAAGAGGGAUCACUGCUCGGAAUGUUUACAUAUGACCAGGCUGGAGAUCCCCUACAGACGUUCGAAUUGCCUAACCCUACUGCAGUGUAUCGGUAUGUGGAGCUCCAUGUCCUCAGCAACUGGGGUCACCAGGACUACACAUGUGUGUACCGCUUCCGGGUUCACGGCAAGAUGUCUUUCUUUUGAGGGCGAUCAGCUAUCCAUCUCAACCCCUGUGUGUGUCCACCCCAACCCCAGAAUUUUCAUUUUCAUACUGGAGCAUGUAUUUAGCCUCUAAAUAAAAUCUCUAUUGGGCAGUG